Messenger RNA from Nothoprocta perdicaria, 1659 nucleotides. RefSeq names its product ALG3, alpha-1,3- mannosyltransferase (gene ALG3). The transcript is spliced from 8 exons. Gene Ontology annotation, molecular function: dol-P-Man:Man(5)GlcNAc(2)-PP-Dol alpha-1,3-mannosyltransferase activity. NCBI's taxonomy places the organism in Eukaryota, Metazoa, Chordata, Aves, Tinamiformes, Tinamidae. Bases 1 to 1488 code for a protein of 495 amino acids. The record is from RefSeq and is a predicted model, not a curated record. Gene Ontology annotation, cellular component: endoplasmic reticulum.
AUGUCCCCCAGCCCGUCACCGCUCGCCCAGCUGGGCCAGCCGGGACCGUCCUGGGCCAGUCCGGGCAUUUCGGCAGCCCAAGGUCCCCAGCGGCCCCGCAUCACCGGCCCGCAGAGCCGCGGCUCUUCCCCGGUGCUCUGCUUGGUGCCAGCGGGGACAGUGUCCCCAGCACCUGGCACGGUGUCCCCGGCGCCCGGCACGGUGUCCCCAGCACCCGGCACGGUGUCCCCGGCGCCCGGCACGGUGUCCCCGGCGCCCGGCACGGUGUCCCCGGCGCCCGGCACGGUGUCCCCAGCACCCGGCACGGCGUCCCCGGCGCCCGGCACGGUGUCCCCGGCGCCCGGCACGGUGUCCCCGGCGCCCGGCACGGCGUCCCCGGGCCCUGCUGCCCUCCGCCCAAGCCGUGUCCCCACCGUCACCGCACACUCCGGCCCUCCCGCCACGAGCGGCUACCCCGCCGGCUUCGUCUACAUCUUCCUGGGCCUCUACUACGCCACGGGCCGCGGCAGCGACGUGCGCCUCGCGCAGCACCUCUUCGCCGGCCUCUACCUCCUGCACCUCCUGCUCGUCUUCCGCGUCUACUGCCGGACCAGGAAGGUGCCCCCGUACGUCUUCUUCUUCAUGUGCUGCGCCUCCUACCGCAUCCACUCCAUCUUCGUCCUGCGGCUCUUCAACGACACCGUCGCCAUGGCCAUCCUCUUCCUCGCCGUCAACCUCUUCCUGGAGGAGCGCUGGUCCUGGGGCUGCCUCAUCUUCAGCCUGGCCGUGUCGGUGAAGAUGAACAUCCUGCUCUUCGCRCCCGGGCUUCUCUUCCUCCUCCUCAAACGUUUCGGCCUCCUGGGCUGCAUCCCCAAGCUCUGCAUCUGCGCCCUGCUCCAGGUCCUUCUGGGGCUGCCCUUCCUGCUGGUGAACCCCGUGAGCUACCUCAGCCGCUCCUUCGACCUGGGCCGCCAGUUCCAGUUCAAGUGGACGGUGAACUGGCGCUUCCUGCCCGAAGACGUUUUCCAGCACCGCGCUUUCCACGCCGCGCUGCUCCUGGCCCACCUGGCCGGCCUGGGGCUCUUUGCCCUGCGCCGGUGGCACAGGUCCAAAGGGAGCAUCCUGGCCCUGCUAAAGGAUCCUGCCCAGAGAAAGCCCCCGUCCCCUCCCUUGUCCGCCAACAAGAUCGUCUUCGUGCUCUUCUCCUCCAACUUCCUGGGCGUGUGCUGCAGCCGCUCGCUGCACUACCAGUUCUACGUGUGGUACUUCCACACGCUGCCCUACCUGCUGUGGUGCACGCCGACCGCCAAGCUCGCCCACAUGCCCAAGGUGCUGCUGCUGGGCGUCAUCGAGCUCUGCUGGAACACGUACCCCUCCACGGUGUGCAGCUCCCUCUCGCUGCACGCCUGCCACGGCCUCGUGCUGCUCCAGCUCUGGCUGGGCACGGCCGCCCCGCUGGACGCGCCGCCUGCCCGGAGGCCCGCGCCGCUCCCCAAGAAGGUGCAGUGAGCGCCCCGGCGGCUGGGCUGUGGCAAGCGGCCUCUCGGACUGUCCCUCUGCCGUCACCGCUGCCCUGCCGGCUCCCGGGCUGCCCUCGGCCUUCCCGGGAAGGCCGCGAGCCCCAGAACUGCUCGAAGGGGGCAGGUUGGGGCYGCCCUGGUAGUGCCCCGAGGGGCAGGA